This is a messenger RNA of Cryphonectria parasitica EP155, 1277 nucleotides long. RefSeq lists its product as uncharacterized. The record is from RefSeq and is a predicted model, not a curated record. The coding region runs from base 1 to 1119 and encodes 372 amino acids. The transcript is spliced from 3 exons. Lineage: Eukaryota; Fungi; Ascomycota; Sordariomycetes; Diaporthales; Cryphonectriaceae.
AUGCGGUAUACACACCUCUUCCAGAGCCCACCGUCGCCUUCUGAUGCAGGUCUCAUCAAGGCAAAGGCUGGGCCGUUGGCCGUGAAGAAGCCUCGGCUUCCAAACUCCCGUCAUCAUCACAUCCGCAAGACAUCCAUUUCUACCGGAGCAAGCUCCAUAUCAUCUGUUGAGCAGGCACCAGCAGCAGCCGAGAAGAAGAAUGUGAUCAACAAGGCCAUGCCCUUGAUGAAGGAGGAGACCAUUGCCGAGACGGACGCUGAGGCCGACGACAGUGGCAUCGACGUCAAGGAGGCCACGGCUGUUGAGAAGAAGCCUGCAUUGCCUCGUCUCAAGGCGUGGGAGUCGUAUCUGCACUGGCUCUGCCUCACCGAGGAGCCCGGCACGUUGUGGACUUCUGCCCUGUGCGCGGCCUUCCAGGAGUGUCUGGCGGUCGACACAUCGUACCCAGUCAAGGCGUCCGAGUGUGCUUCUCGUAUUGACGACAUUUACUGGAGCUUUUACCUACCUCUCGACCCCUUGCUGUCCCACAUGGAGGAUCGGAUCCUUUCUGGGUAUCUCCUCCACGUGUGGACCAUGUUCAUUGAGCUGGGCAAGAGGAUCCCUUACAAUGAUGAAGGGCAGGAUAGGCUGGUCGAGCUGCUCAAGGAGCUUGUUCACCUCCCGCCAAUGGAGGUCAGGACCUGGGAGGGUAAUGAUGCGCCGUGGUCUGACCUCCCAACACUCGACGAUGCUCUUGUAGGAGCCUGGGAUGAUCUCUAUGACCCAGAGAACCAGAGUUCAAACCCUGAGGGCUCUUGGGUAAACUACUUCGCCUUUCUCGGUCGUUUGGUGGCAGCCGAAGUGACUCCAGACUGGUGGGAAAUUCCAGCGACCACGCUCAAGGAAGUCCUCUCCGAGGAGAGCAGCCCGACACCUCUGACCAGGUUCAAGACAAUGGCUGUGGCCGAGUUUAUGAACCAGGCGGGAGACUCGUUCUUCGAGUGGUGCAUCGACUCGGGGGCUCUGGAUGUCAACAAAAACAUGAACGUUAUCGUCCCCCUGACUAAGAACCCCGUCAAGCUUGACUGGUUCGACCGCCGCAGGUCUAAUGCGAAGGAGACCAAGGCACUAGGCUUGUAGACGUGGUGGACAUAAUCCUGAGACUUACAUGCUGGAACUGACUUGGGGUUGAUCCCUGAGAUGGGAGAGCAAUGCGUCGCGCUGGGCCGCCACUGUCUCUCGCUUGUAAAUACAACAUAAUGAAAGUAGAUCUAUGCAUAUAAUCAUAAAGUUAAACG